Molecule: messenger RNA, 5366 nt
Organism: Myotis daubentonii (Daubenton's bat)
Lineage: Eukaryota; Metazoa; Chordata; Mammalia; Chiroptera; Vespertilionidae
Gene: CHPF2
Product: chondroitin polymerizing factor 2
Cellular component (GO): Golgi cisterna membrane
Molecular function (GO): glucuronosyl-N-acetylgalactosaminyl-proteoglycan 4-beta-N-acetylgalactosaminyltransferase activity
Source: RefSeq, a predicted model, not a curated record
GGCGGAAGAGGAAGGAGGGGCCGGCCGUGAGGUGGCAGCGGCCGCGGCGGAGCCGGCGCCUCGGCGGGACCUGGGGUCUGUUCCUCCUUCCCGCCCUGCCCCCGCCCCACGCCCUCGCCCGGUCCCGGGGACGGCGCUGCUCGCGGCGGUCGCAUCCUCCCCGCCUCGCCCCGGGCCUGCUCCCGGCCUCCCCCUGCGCCCCGCGGAAGCCCCGGGCACGGGGUCCUUGCCCUCCUCUCAGGCCCCCGCCCUCGGCAGCUCCGUGACGCAGCCGGUUUUGUUCGUUUGGAGGCUAACAGCUAACAGUCGCCUUGAGCCUUCUUUCCAGGACUGGGAUGGGUGCGUGAUCGCAGAGGGAGCACCGCGGCCGGCCUGUCCAGAACCCGCGUGGCCUCGAGCCGCUCCUCGGCCUCUCGGUUCGGUUUGGCGUGGGAACCUGGGGCCUUGGGACGCCCGGACAGCGAGGGGCUCUGACACCGCCCUCCGCAGCUGCUGCCAGUUGCCUCCUGUCCUCCCGGAGAGGGAGGUGGCAGCACCCGCCUCUGAGCAUCUGGGCUUGGGGAAGGAGGUGCUGCAAAAUGGCCCCGGCAGCCACCGUGCCCCUGUGAGCGCUGGGGGCUGGGGCUCGCUCUCUGCCCCUCGUUUGGGUGGGCAGAGCUUCCGUGUGCCAUGCCAGUGGCUCUCGCCCCCUCCUGAGCGGGCGGAGGGUCCCUCCCGCCCCGUGUUUCCUUGGCACUCGGGAGCGGAGUAGGAAGAGGCCGGAUCCCUUUCAGCAGCCUGAGUGAGGCCGCCAGGCCAGGCCCCGGGGCAGGGUAGGGGGCAGCGCCUCGGGGGGCGCCCUGUUCUGAUGCAGCAGGUGCUUCCCCCUGCCCCUUCUACAGCAGCUGCUGCUGGCUCCUGACUUGGUCGACAGGUGUGCGUGGGCCUUUUGGGUUACGUUUGGCAGGAGUGAGUGGUGUUGCCUCCCUUUUCUACGGGAAGACAGGCCGUAAGCCGUUAGUGGGCGAAUUGGAGUCUAAUAUUUAUUACCGUCUGGACUGAGGGUUAGAUCUGGCACUUUGAUAACUGGAGACCAGCCAGACAGGAUUGUGAAGACGGGACCGUCCAGCUUCCUGGGGAUGCUGGGCCUGGAAGCAAACACGCCUUGUUCUGCUGCUGAGCUCAUGGGCCCCAGGUUCCCCGGUUAAAACUGCAUGCCUACCACUGGCCUGGCACCCGUCAACCCACUGCGUGAUCCUUGAGGCUGUGCCCUCCGGAGCAUGCGCACAGCAGGGCCUACCACCAUGCGACUGAGCUCCCUGUUGGCUCUUCUGCGACCAGCGCUGCCCCUCAUCCUGGGGCUGUCUCUGGGAUGCAGCCUGAGCCUCUUGCGGGUUUCCUGGAUCCAGGGUGAGGGAGAAGAUCCCUGUGUAGAGGCUGUGGGGGAACCAGGAGGCCUGCAGAAUCCUGACUCAAGAAUUGGGCUUGACCAAAGUGAUGAAGAGUUCAAACCCCGGAUUGUCCCCUACUAUAGGGAUCCCAACAAGCCUUACAAGAAGGUGCUGAGGACUCGGUACAUCCAGACAGAGCUGGGCUCUCGGGAGCGGUUGCUGGUGGCGGUCCUGACUUCCCGGGCCACGCUGUCCACUUUGGCCGUGGCCGUGAACCGCACAGUGGCCCACCACUUCCCGCGGUUGCUCUACUUCACUGGGCAGCGGGCGGCCCGGGCUCCAGCAGGGAUGCAGGUGGUAUCUCAUGGGGACGAGCGACCGGCCUGGCUCAUGUCGGAGACCCUGCGCCAUCUCCACACACACUUUGGGGCCGACUACGACUGGUUCUUCAUCAUGCAGGAUGACACGUAUGUGCAGGCCCCCCGCCUGGCAGCCCUCGCUGGCCACCUCAGCAUCAACCAAGACCUGUAUUUGGGCCGGGCGGAGGAGUUCAUUGGCGCCGGCGAGCAGGCCCGGUACUGCCAUGGGGGCUUUGGCUACCUGUUGUCUCGGAGUCUCCUGCUUCGAUUGCGGCCACAUCUGGAUGGCUGCCGAGGGGACAUUCUCAGUGCCCGUCCUGACGAGUGGCUUGGCCGCUGCCUCAUCGACUCUCUGGGCAUUGGCUGUGUCUCACAGCACCAGGGGCAGCAGUAUCGCUCAUUUGAACUGGCCAAAAAUAGAGACCCGGAGAAGGAGGGGAGCCCGGCUUUCCUGAGUGCCUUUGCAGUGCACCCUGUAUCGGAGGGGUCCCUCAUGUACCGGCUCCACAAGCGCUUCAGCACCCUGGAGCUGGAGCAGACGUACAGCGAAAUAGAGCAACUGCAGGCUCAGAUCCGGAACCUGACCGUGCUGACCCCCGAGGGGGAGGCAGGGCUGAGCUGGCCUGUGGGGCUCCCGGCCCCGUUCACACCACGCUCUCGAUUUGAGGUGCUGGGCUGGGACUACUUCACAGAACAGCACACCUUCUCCUGUGCAGAUGGGGCGCCCAAGUGCCCACUGCAAGGGGCUAGCCGGGCGGACGUGGGCGAUGCUGUGGAGACGGCUCUGGAGCAGCUGAAUCGGCGCUAUCAGCCCCGGCUGCGAUUCCAGAAGCAGCGGCUGCUCAAUGGCUACCGGCGCUUUGACCCAGCGCGGGGCAUGGAGUACACCCUGGACCUACUGCUGGAAGCUGUGACGCAGCGUGGGCACCGGCGGGCUCUGGCCCGCAGGGUCAGCCUGCUUCGGCCGCUGAGUCGAGUGGAAAUCCUACCUAUGCCCUAUGUCACAGAGGCCACCCGUGUGCAGCUGGUGCUGCCGCUCCUGGUGGCGGAAGCUGCUUUGGCCCCUGCUUUCCUCGAGGCCUUUGCGGCCAGCGUUCUGGAGCCACGAGAGCAUGUGUUGCUCACCCUCCUGCUGGUCUAUGGGCCACAGGAAGGUGGCCGAGGGGCCCUGGACCCGUUUCUCGGGGUGAAGGCUGCAGUGGCCGAGUUGGAGCGACGCUACCCUGGGGCGAGGCUGGCCUGGCUCGCAGUGCGGGCGGAGGCCCCUUCCCAGGUUCGGCUCAUGGACGUGGUGUCCAAGAAGCACCCGGUGGACACGCUUUUCUUCCUCACCACUGUGUGGACCCGGCCGGGACCAGAGGUGCUCAACCGCUGCCGCAUGAAUGCCAUCUCUGGCUGGCAGGCCUUCUUCCCCAUCCAUUUCCAGGAGUUCCACCCCGCCCUGGCACCACAGAGGUCUCCCCCGGGGGCUGGCCCUGACCCCCCAUCCCCUCCUGGUGCUGACCCUGCCCGGGGGGCUCCCGGAGGAGGCCGGUUUGACCGCCAGACUUCCGCGGAGGGCUGCUUCUACAAUGCCGACUACCUGGCUGCCCGUGCGCGGCUGGCUGCUGAACUGGCAGGCCAGGAAGAGGAGGAAGCCCUGGAGGGGCUGGAGGUGAUGGAUGUGUUCCUCCGGUUCUCAGGGCUCCACCUCUUCCGAGCCGUGGAGCCAGGGCUGGUGCAGAAGUUCUCCCUGCGGGACUGCAGCCCUCGGCUCAGUGAGGAACUCUACCACCGCUGCCGCCUAAGCAACCUGGAGGGGCUGGCCGGCCGGGCCCAGCUGGCCAUGGCCCUGUUCGAGCAAGAGCAGGGCAACAGCACCUAGCCUCGGCCUGCCAUGCGGUCCCCUUUCUGCCUCAGCCCCAGGAGGGCAAGGCAAGAUGGAUGGAGAGCUUGUGGCUGUAUUUUUUUAAAAUAAGAAAAUGUGAUUAAAAGUGUCUUCUGCCAAAGUGAUUUUAGGUCUAGGGAAACGGAGUCAGGAGAAGAAUCUGAGGGAGGGGCUGGGGAGUUUUCCCAGAGGGACCUACUGCCUCCCCCUUCCUCCUCUCUCCCAGUUGCCAAUGACCACACGGCUGCUAGCAGAUGAAUGACCUUUAAUCCAGUUCCCCACCUCCCACAGGUGGGCAGAGGGGUGCUGGCAGAGCCUGGGUCAGGCGGCCCUGGCCCGCGGUGCUCAUUUGCAGGGCUCCUAGGUGUUGCGCACCACCAGCGACUGCUCCAGCUCCUGCCUGCGCUGCUGGAUCUUUAGAGAAAUGAGAGCAGGAGCAGGGUUACAGUGUUGCUGGUGAGUGACAGAACGACCCCAACCGCCCGCUGCCCACCCUGGAAGAGCAUCUGGGAGCAGGGAGGGCUCCCAGGAGGUGAGGGACAUGGUGGAGUGGCAAAGGCGCCGGAGGCUGAGGAAGGAAGUUUCUCAGUGAGGAGGGGCCUAAGGUGCCCGGGCCCCUUCACACCUUGCAGUAGAAGUAGCGGCUGACCGCUUCCUGAGACCAGGGCUGGUGGUAGAACUCAGCCCGGCGCUCCUCCUCAGGGUUGCCUGCCACAUCUGUCAUCACCUGGGAGGGAGAGUGGAAUCAGCCCUGAGCCCGGGCCCUUCCCGCCCCUGUGUACCGCCUUUACUGUCUUCCUGAUAUGCUUGUCUUCCAUCCAGUGCUCCCCAAGUCCCCUUCACCUUGAGGUCCCGGCUCUGGGAGCAGAGCAGGUCUUGGAUGUAGCCUUUGGGGUCUCUGGAGAAGCUUAGCAUGAAGUCCCUCUGGAUCUUGAGCUGGUUUAUGGACUCAAUCGUCUCAUGGAUCUACAGCUCUGGGCUCUGGCCCCACCUUACUGUCCAGAGCGCUGAUCUCCUGCUGGUUGGCCGUGGACAGGAGGAAACUGCUCAUCUGCCCCUUCAGUGGCUCCUCCACCUCCACAUCAAUGUCAUAGCACGCCGUCUUCUUCUGGUCCGACGGGUCCACGCUGCCAGGAAGCCCAGCCCUUGGUGUUCACCUGCCCCACAGAGGCCGAGGGCCCCAGGGCAGACGCAGUGGGGGGGAGGGGGCAUUGGGAUGGGAGGGACAGGCAGGACAGGAGGAAAUGAUUCCCCGGUCUGAGGAGCAAGCCGGGACCUCACCUGAUGACGUGAUUGAUGACAAUUGGGUCAGGGGGCAACAGCAGGGCUGUGAGGCGUUGGGGAAUCUCAGAAAACUUCAGCCGGGGACAAUCAAAAAUCUGAGGCAGGAGGAAGAGGUCACUCUUUUGUGCUUGGAAAGAGCAUAACUACAGCUCUAGAUCCAUUCUGGAAAGGCCACAAGAAGCCAGGAGCAUCUGAUUCACGGGUCUGAAACUAGGGGCCCAUGGGCUGGUGCGGUGCAGUGGUUGGGGAUGGACCCUGGGUCUGCCUGCCUAGAUACCAAUCCUGCUCCCACCACUUACUCUGCAGCCUGAGCAAGUUACUUAAUGACUCAGACCUCAGUUUCUUCAUCUCUACAAUGGGGAUAAUAGUAGUACCCCCUCUCUCAGGGUUGUGGUUAGAAUUCAGUGCAUCAGUACACUCAACGUGCUUGGAACAUACCUGCCUGACACGUGGUAUGUGCUCAAUAAACAUCAACUGUUCUUUUUA